AUGGUCCACUACCUUCGUCGCCUUCCUGUAAUUCGAGCGUUGAUCCCUCGUGUGUCUCAACCCCUUCUUCCGCUGACUACUCGGCUUGCCGCAAGCCAAGUCACGCGAGGUAUAGGCCUUCCGCAAGUCCGUCUCUUCCAACAUUUCCCCGCACGCCUCACCUCCACUCCACCACACUCUCCCUCCUCUUCAGCUCCAGAUGACCCGAAUUCAAGUGGUCUACCUCCGAAUGCGACCGUCUCUCAACGGCUGAAGCACCUCAUCAAGACGUACGGGUGGUACGCGCUCGGUGUCUACAUCAUCUUCUCCGUUGCAGACUUCGGCGUCGCAUUCGCCGUUAUCAACAUUGUCGGAGCAGAACAGGUCUCGCGCGUCGCUGCGUCCGUAAAAGACUACUUCGGCGGUUUCCUGCCCUCAAAACAUCCAGAACCAGGCAGGGAGGAGACGGACAGUGUCAUGGCGAACGCUAAUACGGUCGGGCAUGAGGGGCUGUACGCAAUGAUCGUGUUGGCGUACACGAUUCACAAAACGUUGUUCCUACCCGUGCGAGUAGGACUCACCGCGGCACUGACACCCAGAUUGGUGGGUUGGCUGAGGCAAAGAGGUUGGGCGGGAGGUGCAGGUGCCAAGCGCGCUGCGAGAGAGAUGAGGGAGAAAAUCAGGAGCGGGAGAGAGCGAGACUGA
Sparassis crispa is the source of this 684-nucleotide messenger RNA. RefSeq lists its product as uncharacterized. The record is from RefSeq and is a predicted model, not a curated record. The transcript has a single exon. The coding region runs from base 1 to 684 and encodes 227 amino acids. Gene Ontology annotation, cellular component: mitochondrion. NCBI's taxonomy places the organism in Eukaryota, Fungi, Basidiomycota, Agaricomycetes, Polyporales, Sparassidaceae.